AUGCUGUCGAAUUCCGGAACCGCCUUAAUCCUUGCUUCUCUUUUUCUGGGAGCCUUGGGAGCCUACGAUUGCAAGUCUCCGAUGCCCACCUACUGUCAGGCCUUUCUAUCUGUAAAUGGGAUGUGCCCGACGGGCUAUUGUAGCCCACCAAACGGGGAUAUAAAUUUUUGCUAUUGUCCGGACUGUGAUGAUAGUUGCCGGGGAUGCAAAUCGCAAUGCGAUCAGAAGAACUGCAAAGACAACAGCGCACAAUGCGCUGCAUGGGAGAAAAACGAUUUUUGUGACGGCCACCAAUACACUUGGCCGCAAAAGAAGCAGUAUUGCGCCAAAACUUGCGGACUCUGCGAUUGUACCGAUGCUACCAAGGAUUGCCCCGAUUGGCUGAAAAACGGCUUCUGCACGAACCCAAACUACAGUGAUCGGGACAAGAAAAAAUAUUGCCAGUUGAGCUGCGGGCUGUGCGAUCGCCCGAAAUGCCAGGAUGCCUCUCAAAAUUGCGCCAACUGGAAUGCAAACGGUUUCUGCAAGAGUCCCAGCUACACGGACGAGCAGAAGAAGGCGUUUUGCGAAAAAACGUGCAAAUUCUGU
Mesorhabditis spiculigera is the source of this 588-nucleotide messenger RNA. Lineage: Eukaryota; Metazoa; Nematoda; Chromadorea; Rhabditida; Rhabditidae. The record is from the annotation of a GenBank genome assembly.